This is a messenger RNA of Calliphora vicina (urban bluebottle blowfly), 437 nucleotides long. Its product is annotated as transmembrane protein 17-like. The record is from RefSeq and is a predicted model, not a curated record. The transcript has 3 exons. NCBI's taxonomy places the organism in Eukaryota, Metazoa, Arthropoda, Insecta, Diptera, Calliphoridae. The coding region runs from base 44 to 427 and encodes 127 amino acids.
UACAGAUUUACCCUAUCAACCCAGUUUGGUAUUGCAAAUACUAAUGUUUUGUAAUGUUUAUUUAUCGAUAGCCUGGAAUGUGGUCUAUGGUUUUUAUAUACUGUAUAAUCUUACAAAUUUAUACGACUUGCAUGGCAUUUGUGUGAUAGUGGCGUAUUUAGUGGGUUCCAUGGUGGAAUUCUAUCGUUUACGUAUGGGCUAUAAAGGCAAUUUGCAUUCUAGGCCUGGUGAUUUGUGUACGUUUUUAAUAUUGUCGCCUUUUGUGCAAAUUCCCGUUUUGGUAUUCUUGUCAUUAUCGGCUCAAAAUUUUUCCAAUUUAAUUACUAUUAUAACCUUUUGUUCAUUUGUUAUUAUGGCUUUGGAAUUUGUUUUCGGCUUAGCUAUUAUAUGGCCGAAAUCGGAAAAGCCCAUUAAUGUGAAUAAAUAGGAGAUAAUUG